GUGUGUGUGUGUGUGUGAGAGAGAGAGAGAGUGGCUUUAGUUUCUUGAGGAAAGAGAAAAGAGGAAGCAGUUCCGCCCUCAGCAGCAGCAGCAGCAGCAGCCUUGGAGGCCGUGGACUGAAGAGAGCAGAGACCGCUUCAUACCCCCAAAACUCGAGCCGAAGCUGUAUUGUUCGGCGGGCGGGCGGACAAUAAGUGGAUCUCCGGGCGGGACUUUUGCGUCUCAGGUGUGGCGCUGUGCGACCGCCGCGUUUUGCGCGUUAGAAAAGCGGCGUAAAGAAAAUGAGCUCCAUGUGAAGAAGUUUCGCUCUGCUCGACUGUUGCGCCGCGGACUUUGUCGUCUUAGUUCGGGUUGAGCUGCUGAUCCAGCGGCGGGAGUCUGACUCAGGCCCUGGCAAGAUUUUUUUCUUUGUUUUUCUUUCUUUCUUUUUGAUCCGGACAAAUCCCAGUUCAAAACCAGUAUGAGUGGAGAAGAGGAAAGAUACAAACUGGUGGUGGUGGGAGGAGGAGGGGUGGGGAAGAGCGCCCUGACCAUCCAGUUCAUCCAGUCCUACUUUGUGUCCGACUACGACCCCACCAUCGAGGACUCCUACACCAAGAUCUGCACCGUGGACGGGAAGGAGACCCGGCUGGACAUCUUGGAUACAGCAGGUCAGGAGGAGUUUGGGGCGAUGAGGGAGCAGUACAUGCGCUCAGGAGAAGGCUUCUUACUGGUGUUUGCACUGAACGACCGGGGCAGCUACCACGAGGUCCAGAAAUUUCACACCCAGAUCCUGAGAGUGAAGGACCGAGACGACUUCCCCAUGCUGCUGGUUGGAAACAAGGCUGACCUGGAACAGCAAAGAGUGAUUUCCAGGGAGGACGCUCAGGCCUUCGCCAGAGAGAACAGGAUCCACUACAUGGAGGCGUCGGCCAAGAAUCGCUACAAUGUGGACGAAGCUUUCUUGGAGUUGGUGCAAAUUAUCAGACGGUUUCAGGAGAUGGAGAGUCCUCCUCCUCCAACUCAUCACACAGGGAAACAGAAAAGAGGUGGCUGUCCCUGUGUCCUCCUCUGAGAAACCUUACUAUGGACACCAAAGCCCCGUUCCUCUACAGCUUGUCCAAAAAGGAGUGUGUGUGUGUGUGUGAGAGAGAGAGAGAGAGAGAGAGAGAGAGAGAGAGGGAGAG
Messenger RNA from Toxotes jaculatrix (banded archerfish), 1166 nucleotides. RefSeq names its product RAS related (gene rras). Gene Ontology annotation, biological process: signal transduction. The record is from RefSeq and is a predicted model, not a curated record. The transcript is spliced from 7 exons. Lineage: Eukaryota; Metazoa; Chordata; Actinopteri; Toxotidae. The coding region runs from base 461 to 1054 and encodes 197 amino acids. Gene Ontology annotation, molecular function: GTP binding; GTPase activity; GDP binding. Gene Ontology annotation, cellular component: plasma membrane.